GAAUGCUUGCGCUAUGGAUGGUUGACAAUCAGACCUGCACCAAAGCGCGGGCAUUAUAACCCCGAACUCUUUCCCUUGUCGCCGGCAACCAUCGCGCGCUGUCGCGAGCACAUUGAGGUGAAAACUGUGUACAUCUCCGAGCCGGAGCACGCUACCGCACGCUCAGAGCAUGCUCUCUGUCAGCGGCACCAGACUCUCAACUUUAUGCUGCCGAGGAAGGCUCGCGACGCUCUACGUGCUGAAGGAUACACGGCGGAACUCCGAGGGCCGGAUGAGGACCAUCCGACUACUCACUGGCUCACGCUUUGCCACGACGACCACAUGAUCGCCAUCGAAUACCGACAUACUCUCAAGGACGAGGACGAUGGUCAGCGGUUGAAGAUCAAGGCAGACGUCAAGGUAUUGCGAGCCGCUCUUGGCUCCGCUGGGAUAAUAGAAGGGGAUUCUACCUCUGUACAGUGGUCGAAUAGGGGCGGUGUGCGGUAUCAGCCAUGGCUCUUGUCGCUGUCCAAGAAGAAUGUCGCCUUCACUCUCGCCGCAAUGCACCUCACCAUGCAGCUCGGCUUCAACUGGGCAGCGCCAUCGCAUUACAUCCUGCGCGUCGAAGUCGUCACCGAGACGCUGCAGGACACAGCUCCCACGUCGCUCGAGUCGGCCCAUGCAGAAGAGCUUCAGGCGUCGGGCGCUGACGAUGAAAAGGCCGCGCAGGAUAUCGAGGCCGAGGCCGAGGGUAGCGGAGUCGGCGAUAGUAGCACCAUUGACGAUGCACGUCUUGCGCGGGGGGGCCGGAGGCAGGCUUCGGAGGGCAGCGCGGAGCGCGCUCGGAGUCGUAUGGCGGGGAAGUCGAUGGCGACUUGGAGGGCAUGGGAGGCGUGUCGCUGGGACUGCUUUCCCGACGACUCCAAGGUUGAUGACCAACGACUCCAAGGUUGAUGACCAAUAUCUUGGUGGACCACCGUAUGUUUGUUCUGUGUGUAUUCGCCUUAGUAACGUCGCGUUCCGGCCCCUUUACCUGAUGUGUACCUCCACCUAGUCUCGAUGGCAAUCGCGCCUGACCGGGACGACCGGAGAUUUGUACAUACCUUCUGACAAU
This is a messenger RNA of Dichomitus squalens LYAD-421 SS1, 1093 nucleotides long. RefSeq lists its product as uncharacterized. The record is from RefSeq and is a predicted model, not a curated record. The transcript is spliced from 2 exons. The coding region runs from base 205 to 933 and encodes 242 amino acids. NCBI's taxonomy places the organism in Eukaryota, Fungi, Basidiomycota, Agaricomycetes, Polyporales, Polyporaceae.